AUGGAGGCGGCCGAGGCCCCGCGGGCACGGGACGGCCGGGACCCGCACAGGCCCCGGGAGCGGGAGCGGGAGCGGGGAAGGGAGCGGGUCCCCGGCCCGCCGAGGAGGGAGCGAGAGCGGCGGGCCGACGGCCAGGGGAGGCCGGCCGGCCGCGGGGACCGGACCACCGAAAGGACCGGCCGGACGGACGGACAGAGGUCCGGCCCGGGCCAAAGGGGCGGCCCCGCCGAGAGGACCCACGGCCCGCACGGCCCGCACGGCCCGCGGGACCGGGAGCGGGACCGGGCCCCGGACCGGCGCCACCAAGCCCCGAGGCACCCCGGACCCUCUGGCCCCCGCUCCCCCGCCCCGCCCCACGGGAACCCGCCAAGCCUAGGCCCCGCCAGUGGCCCCCCUGAGGCCAGAUAUCUUCCCUCAAGUCCCCAUCCCGGCCUGGAGGAGGUGGAGUACUACGGCCUGGAGGAAGAGUCUGAGGCAGAAGGACUGCUCGAUUGCCACAGAUGCCAAUACCUUUGCACUGGGAGAGCUUGCUGCCAGAUGGUGGAAGUUCUGCUGAAUUUGCUGAUCCUGUCCUGCGGCGCCAUGUCUUACAAUUCGACGGGGGGCUACACGGGCAUCACCAGCUUGGGGGGCAUUUACUACUACCAGUACGGAGGGGCUUACAGUGGUUUCCAUGGCGCCGAUGGGGAGAAAGCCCAACAGCUGGACAUCCAGUUCUACCAGCUGAAGCUGCCCACGGUCACGGUCGCCAUGGCCGUCGGAGGGGCGCUCAUGACUUUCUGCUGCCUCCUGCUUCUGCUGGGCGUCCUGCGGGUGCCCUGGCACUGCCCGGCGUGGUUGGUGCUGGAAGCCCUGCUGGACGGGCUCAUCGCCGUGGGCUACGUGCCGGCUUUGUAUUUCUAUUUCCGCCACCUCGCGGCGGCCUACGAUUCUCCCGUGUGCAGAGAGCGGGAACAGCUCUAUCAGAGCAAAGGCUACAAUGGCUUCAAUUGCAGCUUGCACGGGGGAGACAUCGGAGCCGGACUCUUUGCUGCCGUAAGCAUCGUGGCCUUCGUCCUCAGCGCCGUCUUGGCCGUCAGGGGAUACCGAAAAGUCCGAGGGCUGAAGAAGAAGCGGCCAGUGGAAAUGCCCGAGUUGUACGAUCUUCCUGUCGGGGGUACCGGCUCCGGAAGAGCUCUCUCACUCUGCCUCUCUUCUCCGUGAGAACCCCAGGCUCUUGAAGCCGACACGGGUGGGAUCGUCGGCUGAGGGACGCCGGACUGAAUUAAGGCACAGAGAGGCGUACUUUUUUGUAGUGGAAGGUUGUUGGCCGUCUUUAGAGACCCCUGUACCUGGGGCUCGAGAGACCCGUCUUACCGACUAAUAAGGAGAAAGUCUGUCUGCGGUGGUGCACGGUUCUCGGUGAGCUCAAGGGAGACUGUGCUCACUUCCGGUUGGUGUCUUCUGAGGUCCACUGAAAGCUACACCCCCAAGGGAAUCCUCCUGUCUGCUUACUUCUUUCUAAUCACAGCUGCCUUAAGCAGAUCCAGUCUGGAACCUACGCUAGCCUCAGAAUCCUAUAAUGGUCCCCGAACGCUAUACUUUCGGCCGGAGAAAUGAAAAACAAAACACCACGUGAAUGACGCCAGAAUUUAAUCAUGGAGAAAUGAA
This is a messenger RNA of Ornithorhynchus anatinus (platypus), 1650 nucleotides long. RefSeq names its product MARVEL domain containing 3 (gene MARVELD3). The transcript is spliced from 3 exons. Gene Ontology annotation, cellular component: membrane. The record is from RefSeq and is a predicted model, not a curated record. Lineage: Eukaryota; Metazoa; Chordata; Mammalia; Monotremata; Ornithorhynchidae. The coding region runs from base 1 to 1203 and encodes 400 amino acids.